This is a messenger RNA of Actinia tenebrosa (Australian red waratah sea anemone), 2936 nucleotides long. RefSeq lists its product as uncharacterized. The record is from RefSeq and is a predicted model, not a curated record. Lineage: Eukaryota; Metazoa; Cnidaria; Anthozoa; Actiniaria; Actiniidae.
AGGAACAUGUAGUGUUGCACUGCGGAUAUUAUUCAAAUUGACGUAAUGAAUGUAAUCAUUGCCAAAAAAAGAACAAAAUGGCGUCCCCUUUCAGUUUCCGAGAUGCUGAUCACAGCUUCAGCUUUCAGCUUACACUGAUUUAGACAAAUGACAUAGCCUGCUGAACAAGUGUCAAAAAAUAGUUCCCAGUGUUCAUGUAUGUGUUUUAAAGUUAAAUCACUCAACAAACGCCAUGUAGGGCCUAAAGGUGAUUUGAUACAUAUGUAUGAAGCUGCUGAGAUACGCCAACAAUUUCUCUCGUUCUGAAAUACAUAGAAGGGAAACCAAAGCAAAACUACCAAUAUACUGAAGAUGAGUGGCCGAGCUCGAGACCCAAAUGACGACAUUGAAGAAUUAAGACAGAAAGUAAGGAAUAAUGAGAUAAAGAUAGCAGAGUUGGAACAACAGCUACAGAAAGCUGAUGAGAAAACCAAAGAGCUUGAAGAUGAGAAAAAAGCUCUCGAAAAAGAAGUGGACGAACACAAGAAGAAGAUAAAAUGGUUGGAAGAUGAAGUUCGAUAUUUUUCAACCAAACCCGCCAUCACAAACCUUAGAGGAGAAAUAGAGGAAAAAAACACCCAAAUCGUUUCCAUUCAACAUACACUAAACGCUUUUAUGUGUCAAAUGGCAGAAAAGGAUAAAAGAUUGGAUACUAUGGAAAAAAUGGUUCAAAAAUACAUGGCUGAAACAGAUGAGUUGAAAACAUCUCGAAAUAGGAUGGAAGAAGAUAUAAAAUAUUUUACUAAAAAGUCUCAAGAGAAGGAGGAAGAUUUGAACAAAUACAUGGCUAAAACUGAUAAGUUGGAAAAAUCUCAAAAGCUGCUAUACAUUGGUCAGCUGUGUGCGAAAGCAAUGGAAGCAAUGUAUCGGGAAGUCUUGCCAGUUUACUUUGAAAGAGGAAAUGAUUACAAGCAGCCACAUCUCAGAGAUAUUGAUGCAAAAAUUAAACAGCUGUGUGAAACUGGAGACGCUCAAAGAGCAGCUCAAAGAAGGUGGGAAAAAUUGCAAACCGAGAAGAUUGAUCCAGAUGAAAAUAAUGUUAAGAAGUUAGUUGACUUCAUGGAAGAAAUGUUGGCAGAGAGGAACGAAGUGGCUCAUCCUUGUCCAUUAAACGAAAAAGAAUUAAAGGAUAUUGCAAGUAAGCUACCAGGUCAGAAGCAGCAACUUGUCGAAAAAGUGAUUCAAAUUUCAAAGGAAAUGAUGCCUACAAUUUUUCUUGCAUUUUAGAAACACGAAACAGCUGAUCUUAUCUUGAAAACUGCAGUCAGAACUUUUUUAAUGCUUACAUAACGACUAAUUGCAAGAAUGUUGUCAUAUAAAUGAGGAAAAAAACAACAACAAAUAGGAAUUAAUUUUUACUGAUUUCAGUCUAAAUUUCCACAGAUUAAUGAAAAUAUAACUGUUUUCGUACAACAAGGUAAUAUCAAAAAUGUCAGUCUAUGCUUUUAAAACAAUAAAAUAACUUUUCCUGUUUUGCUCAAAAAAUAAUAAAUCCCUAUUUUUUAUUUUUUUAUUUUUUAUCUUUAUAUGACAAUGUUCUUGCUCUCAGGUAUAUACUGCCUAAUUCAAUAAACGUUGUCAUCGCCAAAGGCGACAGGCAAUAGACAAUAGGCGAAAAGCGAUGGGAUAUAUGUCAUUCCAAGAUCCAAGAAUAGCUGGAAUGACUUGUGUUUCUGCUUCUUAUUCUCGUCAAAAACAUAGACCUUAGUGUUGAGACUGAUUCGAUGUUCUUUGUAUUCAACGAAACAAGAGAAUAUGAAUAUUUUCUCUUGACGAAACCAUUUCCAUGUCGGAAUGGCCUAUCGUCUAUCGCCUUUGACGAUGUCAACGUUUUUUGAAAUAGGUGUAUACGUUUUUAUCAAUUUUCAUCAUUCUAUCAUUUAUGAAUUUUUAUCAAUUGUUAUCACGUUUUCCAAAGUUCCAUUUUUUAAUUCAAUUUUACUCUGAUAAACAUUACGCAUUCAACCGACAACACACGAUGAAAAAGUGCGUAGCUACAUUAUCACACCUUCAAAUUUCUUAAUUUAAUAUUCAUUUUACAAUUGCAGUGAAUCAUGCACUUCAAAAAAUAAUAGAUACGAUUUUUAUCGGAUGCGCAAACAUUUAUAAUUGAUUAAAAGUAAGAUAGAAAAGAAGAAAUCUUUAUAGACUUUUUAGCAGUUCGGAACUGCUUUUCGAUUUGGACCCGGAAGUAUUUUUCAUUUUUCCAUACGUGAUUGACUGAUUCACACUUAAAAACUUUGUGAAGAUAAGUUUUAUAUAGGGUUUAAUUUUUAGAUUUUAGAUAGAGGUAGGUAGCACUAGAUUAGUCCGGGAGCAUAUUUAAGUAUUCCAGCUUUUAUAUUUAGUAGUGAGUAAUAAUUAUGACUGAGUUAGCUCAGUUAGUUUGUUGUACUAUACGAGACAAACGCUCAUGGUCUUAAAACAUUUGAGAAUAGUAGAAGCUCAAUAAGGUGCUGCCCGUUGGCACUAAAAAUGUCUGCAAAUGAUUAGACCUUUGCCGUGGAUCGGAUGACCACGUAAAAUGGCGGUCCCGUCUCAUUCAGAGACGUUAAAAAAGAGGGCUACAAAUUUAUCAGUUACAACUGUCACGUGUCACCCUCUCUAAACAAAUUCGUCAAUUCAAUUUUGCUUUCAUUUUCUACGAAUGCAUGCUUAUAUAUGUUUUUCAAAUCAAAUUAUGAAUAUUAAACAGCUUAAUAUAGUUAGUCAGCAAAGACGCCGGUAGCUGAAACCUAAAAUGGAUCUUUAAGGAUCAUGGUAAUAAUUUCAUAGUAUUUUGAUGCAAACUACGGCUGUUAUAUCACAGCAUGGGGCAAUAAUCACAACAGAGCCCUAAGCUACACCUGUAGCGAAAGCCCAAAGAUCGAAUUAGAAUUAUAGAAUUUAUUCAUUUA